Messenger RNA from Gaeumannomyces tritici R3-111a-1, 1197 nucleotides. RefSeq lists its product as hypothetical. Bases 1 to 207 code for a protein of 68 amino acids. NCBI's taxonomy places the organism in Eukaryota, Fungi, Ascomycota, Sordariomycetes, Magnaporthales, Magnaporthaceae. The record is from RefSeq and is a predicted model, not a curated record. The transcript is spliced from 2 exons.
AUGCAGGGAGCGCGCUGCCAUCGCAGCGCCCGUCAAGCCGAUUUUGUGCAUUCGUUCCACCUCGGAAUCGAGAUCUCGUCUCUACCGCCAGGUGACACGGCUGUCCACAGCGCGGGAGAUAUCGGGCGUAACAUUCUCAGCAUAUUUACUGGCCGUGAGGUUCUCAACAAUCCAGGCUACCGCUUUGAUUUCUUCAGCCUCAGCUAGCAGCCAAGAAGAGCACAGCAACAGCACAGGGACGACGUGAACAACGUGGACGAUGUGAUGUGCCAUCCACGAGCACGAGCCGACAACCUUAUCUCGCAUAACAUGCGGGCGCAGCUGCGCACAGGCACAUGACACACGUGGCCGACAGGUGCCGUCAGACGGGACGCCAGUAUCACCUCUGGAUGCUGUGUCGCCUACCUAGAGGUAGCCAUGGGCUUGGAAUUACAGCCUAUGAUUAUAUAACCUCAGAUCCCAGGUACCUACCGACCCAUCUACAGACCAACGCCAUGCUUCAUCCCAAUUCGAUUGCCUACAUCUCCGAAUAGGCGUUGAGCGCCAGCUGGCCGCCGAGGUGGGCGUACAGCACGUUGCUGCCGGGCUUGAUGUCGCCGAUGCGGAUCAUGUCCAUCAUGCCGGCCAGCGACUUGCCCUCAUAGACGGGGUCCGUGAUGAAGGCCUCGGUGCUGGCACCAAACUUGAUGGCGUCGAUGGUGCGCGCGUCGGGCACGCCGUAGGUGCCGCCGUGGUAGCGGUCGUCCAGCUCGAUGUCGGCGUCGGUCACGUUGUCGUCGCCCUCGAGCCCGAUCUUGGCGCCCGUCACCCUCGCGAUCCGCAGCACCUGCUCGCGCGUCUGCGGCACCGUCGCCGACGCGUCGAUGCCAAUCACCCGGCGGGGCUUGGAGCCGUUGCGCUUCUGCGCCAGCUUGAAGCCCGCCACCAUGCCCGCAAAGGUCGACCCCGUGACGGCGCACACGAUGACGGUGUCGAAGAAGAUGCCCAGCUCCUUCUCCUGCGCCUCCACCUCGAAUGCCCACCGCGCGAAACCGAGCCCGCCCAGCGGGUGGUCGCUCGCGCCCGCCGGGAUCGAGUACGGCUUUUUGCCCUUCGCCUCCAGGUCAGCGACGGCGGCCGCGAGCGAGUUUUUGUGCUCGAUGCCGAAGCCCGAGGGAUCCAGCCUCACGUCGGCGCCCAUCAACCUCGACAGCUGGA